UCAACAGUAAAAAGUUCAAAAUGUGGGUUGAAGGAGUGGGGUUUGAAUUCCCUUGUGCACACAAAUUUGUUGAUGCUAUCUUCUUGAAACUAGUGGUUUCUCCACACCAUCUUUUUGCUCUGCUCCAUCUCCGGCAGCUUCUUGAACCGGGGGACAAGACACGUUGGACUCUAGCGAGGGAAGUCCAGAUCUUCGGUUGAGAGUCAUAUGGGCUAUAUACAAUCGCACAGGCAUCAAUCCCGCAUAGGGUGAACAAGGCUGGUUGCUGUUGCAAUGCAGAAGUUUGUUGUGGAGGUGGCAAGUGGUGCACUUUAGUAUGAUACUAAAACUCUUUCUCUAUAGUUUUUCCUUUGCUUCCCCUGUUACAUUUUUGGGGCUUACUGCAUAUGGUAUAUUUUGCUUGGCCUGAUAAGGCUGACAGUGUUUGCAAAAUUGAUAGUAUCUCAAGAUAUUUGAUGCUAGAAGUAAUAAAUAAACUAAUUUCUCAUGCUUAAGCUCCAAGUCUCUAAUAUGAAUUAUGGAAUGAAUGUGAGAUGCAUAG
Molecule: messenger RNA, 541 nt
Organism: Rubroshorea leprosula
Lineage: Eukaryota; Viridiplantae; Streptophyta; Magnoliopsida; Malvales; Dipterocarpaceae
Source: the annotation of a GenBank genome assembly